AUGCUUGCCACGUACCCAACAGUCAUUUGGGCGGGUUUCAUUGGGUCCCCGUACAACUUCAACAUGAGCAACGUUGGCAACACCAACUUUUCCUCCUUCAUCUGUGGAGUCCUAGGCAUGUUAUGGGAUGGCUAUGCGUCUGACUGGUGCAUACUUUUCCUCUCCAGACGCAACAAGGGAAUUCUAGAACCUGAGUUCAAGUUUUGGACUAUGCUAGUUCCUGCGCUCAUCAAUACCGGUAGGCUCCUCAUGCAUGGUCUAGGGGUAUUCAAUGGGGUUAUGUGGUUCCUUCCAGUAGGAUUUGGAAUGGACUCUGUGGCAUUUGGGAUUGGAAGCGGCGGCGCAAUUGCAAUUACAUAUGCUGUAUACUGCUAUCCGCAUAUCGCCUCCGAUAGUCUGGCUCUCAUGCUAUUAAUUCGAAAUAAGAUCGGUUGUGGGUUCGCAUUCACUAGCCAGUCCUGGCUUGACCACAACGGAUUGAAAGAUACCACUAUCAUCAUGGCGAUGAUAUGUCUUAUGUCCAAUAUGUCGUUUCUUCCACUCAUUUGA
Molecule: messenger RNA, 549 nt
Organism: Paracoccidioides brasiliensis Pb18
Exons: 3
Coding region: 1-549 (182 amino acids)
Biological process (GO): transmembrane transport
Cellular component (GO): fungal-type vacuole
Molecular function (GO): transmembrane transporter activity
Source: RefSeq, a predicted model, not a curated record